GGUUGAUUUACAAUACACAAACCGACCAAGAAGUGAAAAUAAAGAAAAUAUGAAAAUAGUUUAAAAAUGGCAAAAAUGGCUGACAUAAUAGUUUUAAUUAUUGUAUUUUGGAUAUACAUUUAUAAAGGAGCUGCAUUUAUAACGCCAUAUAAAACAACUUGGGUAAAUGCAAUUAGCAAUUGCACAAUUGAAACGCCUACAAUCAUGUUCAAAGGAACAGAGACAGAUUUAUCAGUAGCCGUGAAUGCUUCUAUUAUUGGAAACAAAGAUGUGUGGGUAGGAUACUAUUUAGCAGCAACAGCCUUCCAUUAUGUUGGUUGUAUAAAAAGGGGAAAUAUGGCUGCAACAGCUGAGUUUAAGUACAACACUCCAGGGUUGUGUUACUCUGCAUGCAACAUGACAUAUAUAAUAGGUGUCAGCGUGUCAAAAUGCUACUGCUUUAACAACACUAUUCCACCAAACAGGACCUAUCAGUUAUGUACUCAGGGUUGUCAAAAGCAAAUGAAUAUUGCUUGCGGAGGCAACAAUUACAUUUCAAUUUACACUCCUGACUCGAACGCAAACCGUUUUAGUGGAAGUGGGAGGUGUCUUCAAUAUGAGUUAAAGCAUAAUACGUCCACAUUGAUGUGGGCUGACUGCGCAUCAAGAAAUCAGAUCAUAUGUAGAUUUAAUGAUACUAUUCAUGAAAUAUAUGAUGAUGAUGAUGAUGAUAAUAUAAAAGCGAGAUGGUGGAGGCCAUCUAUGAACGAAUGCUUUAAAUUGUCGAAAUUACCAACAUCAGUCAAAGACCUGGAAAAAUUUGAAAGAAAAUCUAACCGUGGGAAAUCAUGGACUGGUGUCAUUUCAAGUGACGUUAUAUACAUAAGUGACCAUGGAGCUACCAAAAUAACCAAGAAAAUGUUUGGCUACCUUAAAAUAAACAAGGCAAAAGAAACUGUAUUAACAUUUGAUAAAGACAGCACACGCCAAAGAUACACCCUUUGUCAAGAUGAUAAAACAACACAAACAGUCACUUUUAAAACAACAAGUGAAAAACUAAUAUCAAUGACAAGUAAUAAACAAACUACAGAAUCACCAACACGUCCAGAUGAUGAUCAAUCUAGUCCUAUUACAAAUCAUAAUUCGCUAAAAACUACGACAUCAGGUAAAAUUAUACAGUCACAAACAGACCAAGCAAGUUCAACAAAAGCCUCAGAUAUUGGCAUCGCUGUUGGUGUUUCAGUUGCCACUCUCAUAAUCGUUGUUAUUGUCCUUGUAGGAGUUAUUCUUACAAGAAGGUAACACUUUUGAUAAAUCUUAAUUUCAUGUUUGAUAUUACGCA
Messenger RNA from Ruditapes philippinarum (Manila clam), 1321 nucleotides. RefSeq lists its product as uncharacterized. The record is from RefSeq and is a predicted model, not a curated record. The transcript is spliced from 9 exons. Bases 67 to 1281 code for a protein of 404 amino acids. NCBI's taxonomy places the organism in Eukaryota, Metazoa, Mollusca, Bivalvia, Venerida, Veneridae.